CUUUUUCUACCUUUGUUUGACAAUAUGUGUCAAUGAAACGUGGUCUAUCUGUUCUAUAAAUAAUUUAUUGCAACCAAAAAUUCUUUGGUUUUAUCGUGAUUAUUAAUUAACAAAAUGCAGGACAUACAAGUAGACGAUUUCCUCCCUGCCAAAAAUACUGUAAAGAUCAAAAAUCUUAAACGAAGAGAUAUUUCAGAAUCUGGCGAAACCAUGGAAGUUGAAGAACACAAUGGAAUCCAAAGCAAACCCAAAUUACGUCGUUCAAGGCACAAGAAGAAGAAAACUAACUCCGAACCGAAUGAAUCUAAGGACAACUUGAGAAAAGUACCAGUUCCUGCACACAGGUAUACCCCUUUAAAGGAAAACUGGUUGAAGAUCUUCACCCCCAUUGUAGAACACCUACUGCUGCAAGUGAGAUUCAACACGGCUACUCGCAAUGUUGAAAUCAAAGUCGGCCCUGAAACCAAAGACGUGGCUAACUUGCAAAAGGCUGCUGACUUUGUGAAGGCGUUUGUCUACGGUUUCGAUGUGGAAGAUGCGCUGGCCCUACUCAGAUUGGACGAUUUAUUUGUCGAGACCUUUGAAAUUAAAGAUGUGAAGACGCUCCAAGGAGACCACUUGGGCCGUGCCAUCGGUAGACUGGCGGGGAAAGCAGGACGGACCAAGUUCACGAUUGAGAACGUAACGAAAACCAGGAUCGUAUUAGCAGACUCUAAGAUACAUAUAUUGGGCAGUUUUCAGAAUAUCGCGUUGGCAAGGAGAGCUAUAUGUAACCUUAUUAUGGGCUCGCCUCCUUCUAAAGUGUACGGCAACCUGAGGAAUGUCGCUAACAGAGUCGCUGAGAGGUUUUAGUUGUAAUAAAAUUGUAUAUUUAUGUUAA
Molecule: messenger RNA, 880 nt
Organism: Amyelois transitella
Lineage: Eukaryota; Metazoa; Arthropoda; Insecta; Lepidoptera; Pyralidae
Product: RNA-binding protein pno1
Exons: 3
Coding region: 115-852 (245 amino acids)
Cellular component (GO): nucleolus
Molecular function (GO): RNA binding
Source: RefSeq, a predicted model, not a curated record